Molecule: messenger RNA, 714 nt
Organism: Daktulosphaira vitifoliae (grape phylloxera)
Lineage: Eukaryota; Metazoa; Arthropoda; Insecta; Hemiptera; Phylloxeridae
Exons: 4
Coding region: 95-577 (160 amino acids)
Source: RefSeq, a predicted model, not a curated record
UCUAAGUUGCUACAUUUUUAAUAUUUUUGUUAUUUUAGUUAUUUGUCAAAUAAAUCCAGUUUUUAGACCAAAUUUGCCUGCUGGAGAAUAUCGGAUGAAGUUCAAAACAUACUCGCCUUGCCAAUCAACAGAAAAUCACUUAUUAAAAUUCAACGUAUAUCUAAGUAGAAAAUCAGCUAAUAUAACAGAAAUUAGAGGAAAUGAUACUUUUUUAAUUCCACUAGACAAUUCUGUGUGUAUUCAAGUUAAUUUUGCUGUGAAAGGUGUAAAUGGUGGAUGGAUAAGUAAUGCUCAUGUAUUGAAAUUUGAAAAAGGGUGUAGUAUGCUAAAAUCAUUAUUAGGGAAAGCCUGGAAAAGUUUUAUAACUACAUAUAAUAUGAACUAUGAAUGUCCAAUCAAACCGGGUGUUUACGUGUCCUCCGGAUUAGACAUUUCUCUAUUAUACAACAAUAAUUUCCCAAAACAAUUUUUUUAUGGCGAAUAUAAAAUUACGGUAACUUUUACAAAAAGUAAUUCAAGUAAAGUGUUAGGCUGCUUUACUUCUACAAUUGAUUUUGUUCGUCCAUGGGAAGAUUAGACAGUAUUUGGUCCUAUGUCAUGAAGUCGUUUAUAAUUUGGUGAUUUUUCACUAUAAUGUAGAACUAAUUUCUAAAGAUUUUUAAUGAAUUUUUAAUUUUCUAAAUACCUUUUCAUUAUGAAAUUAGUAAUUCUUAA